Messenger RNA from Huiozyma naganishii CBS 8797, 2319 nucleotides. It is a transcript of the gene SND1, whose product is annotated as Snd1p. Lineage: Eukaryota; Fungi; Ascomycota; Saccharomycetes; Saccharomycetales; Saccharomycetaceae. The transcript has a single exon. The record is from RefSeq and is a predicted model, not a curated record. Bases 1 to 2319 code for a protein of 772 amino acids.
AUGAGUGUAUCAGAUUCAGGAGUGCCCACUAUAACGGUGUCACCCUCUAGUGGUGCUAGAGAAAGGACAAAUAACAGUAUGAAGGACGAUACUCGACCUAAGAUCACGGUCAAGUCCAAACACUCUCUGUACCAUUUGAUUUACUCGGAGGUGACUCAUCAGAGACAAGAUUAUGAUUUGUCAAAAUUACAAAAAUUCAACAUUUCACUUUACAUCGAUAUUCCGACCAUAGAUUACUACAUCGAUGGGUUAAACGAUAUUAAACUAUCCAAAUUCAACAAAAAAUUUAAACUCAAUAAACUGAAAUCUUCAAUAUGGAAAUCGUUCACGAAUAAUAAUCCUGAAUUUUGGAGACUCUUGGAGGAAACUAACCACAAGGUACACUGUACGUUGUCGGUGUACUCUAGUGGAUCUUUGAGGUACGUGGGAACUAUAAAAUUUCUACUGGAGACCCUCUACAACAAACUACAACCUGCAGUAGCAAAAGGGAAACUGUCCCUCAGCAUAAACGUCCAUGUCUCCGAUAUAUCGCUGAGAUGGUUCAAGAACUUUCUGGAUGAGGAGUUACUGGAUUCUAAAGUGAUUAAUUUCUGUGAUACGCACACUGUACCUGCUGCACCAAAAAAACUACUUUCAGUAAGUAAAGAAAACACAAUGUCUUUAUCGGAUAGGAAAUCAAUCACACAAUCGCCUUUCAAAGAAUACUUUACAAAACUAAACUAUAAGUUCACUAUGCCUCACACAGAUAAAACAACGCUGGAUACAAUCAUCAUUAUCACAAACAGUACCGGUAUAAAGGCACUGUUGACCAUUCUAUCGGAUAAACCAUUGACAAAUUUUAUUUACCAAAACUCAAUCGAUGAAUUGUACAAAAACCAGUUAGAUACCGAUUCUGUGAAGGACGAAACAGAUACUUUGAAAAGAGAGUCCUCCUCAUUAUUAACGUUCCAAAAUAAAUUAAUCACGUCGAACAAGGACAAAGCAGUUAGAAUUAGAUCGUUGUCCAUCAACAGGAAAUCGAACAAAGCCAACAUUUUCAAAUGCGUGCCACAGGGGAAUGGUCAUCUGUCCUCUCCAUCCGUGACUGACCAAACCUCUAAUGACCCAAUGGUCACCAUCAGCAGGACAAAGGAUAUAUAUGCUUUGGUCGACUACGAAGACGACAUCGCAGAACAGCGUAAUGAUUCGUUGCUGACAGAUGGUAACAAGGAAACGGGCAGUAGAUCCAAUGAGGCUAUUGACGAUGCCGAUGAUGAGGAGGAAGACGAGGAGGAAAUGGAUGUCGAUGAGGACGAGGAGGACACGGAUGAGGAGGACGACCAUGACGAGGGAAUCAGCUUCUACGUUCCAAGUUUAUUGUCCAGGUCCGGUUCGUCGGCUGACAUGCGCUCGCUGGAUAAGGUAUCAACCAACAACUCGGAGGGCGGGGUUCCUAAUACUCAGAGAAAGGGCAGAUUCAGAUCUUUAAGUUUGAUGGACCCUGCAUUGAGACAACCUUUCUUACAGGAUGGUACAAUCAAACACUCCGCGGCGGCCACAAACAACACAAUGCAUCAAACACAAAGUUUCACUAAUAUUUAUAUUCAUGACGGUGAUUUUAACGAUAAAGUUAAAAAUCAACAACUACAACAACAACACAGGAAAAAAUACUCAUUCAAUGGCGCAGGUGUGCCAACUAAUACAAAUAACGGAUUAAUACCACCGGAAUUCUACUCAAGAAUGUCGUCUCCAUCUACCAGUGCGAACAGCUCAGGGACAUCAUUAAACAAUAUCAACUCCCCACUAAUGUCAAGGACAAGCUCCAGUUCGCAGUUAAACUUGUUCUCAAAAAACCUGAUCAACAAAUCAUUUGAGGUGGUUAGGCAUAGCAACAAGAGCUCGAGCGAGAACAUCUUCAGCAAACUACUUGUGAACAAGAACAAUCAGAAAAACUCCAAUUUGGGCACAUAUGAUUGCCUGCAAUUUCACGGGAGUGACCACUCAAGCAGGUUGAGAACAUUGGAUUUCGAAGACAGGAUGCUGGGUAACGUCGUUGAAGAGGAGGAGGAACCAGAAACAGAGGUAGAGGAUGAUUUAAAGGAUAAGCAUAGCAGUAACGGCACAAUCACCGAUUUGAAGUUGCAACUCUACGACGAGUCUGGAGACGCCGCUAAUGGUAAAAUACCCUCGUCGCUGGAUUUGUACGGUGCCAAGAGCAGUGAGGAAGAACAGACCAAAUCUCAAGAGAAUGUACAAGUUAAGAAACUGCAAGAACUGGAUUUGUACGGAGACAAUGACGAGGAUAAUGGAACAACAUGGUUCUUUGGUGGGAAUAAAUAA